UCUCUCUCUCUCUCUCUCUCUCUCUCUCUCUCGUUCAUGGCGGGGAGGAUGGAGAGGAGUCGGGGGCGAUGCCGAUGCAGGACGGCGCUGCUGCUGCGGCUUGUCGUCGUCGGCGUGUGGCUGCUGCAAGGAUGCAUCGCGCAGGGGGAAGGCGUGCUCACGCGGGGGAGCUUCCCGGACGGAUUCGUGUUCGGCACCGCCUCCUCCGCUUACCAGUACGAGGGGGCUGUGAAGGAAGAUGGGAGAGGAAAGACAACCUGGGACACGUUUGCGCACACUUUUGGCAAGAUAGUCGACUUCAGUAAUGCUGAUGUUGCAGUUGAUCAGUACCACCGCUUCGAGGAGGACAUACAGCUCAUGGCAGACAUGGGGAUGGACGCGUACCGGUUCUCGAUUGCCUGGUCGAGGAUUUUACCAAAUGGUAUUGGCCAAGUCAAUCAGGCUGGCAUCGACCACUACAACAAACUGAUUGACGCACUGCUAGCAAAAGGAAUUGAGCCGUAUGUAACCCUCUACCACUGGGACCUGCCCCAGACCCUUGAAGACAGGUACAACGGAUGGCUUGACAGGCAGAUAGUCAACGAUUUGGCUGCUUACGCCGAGAUAUGCUUCAAGGCUUUCGGAGACCGUGUGAAGCAUUGGAUCACGCUCAACGAGCCGCACACGGUUGCCAUUCAGGGCUACGACGAUGGGCUUCAAGCGCCAGGGCGCUGUUCCUUGCUGCUCCAUCUGUACUGCAAGGCAGGUAAUUCAGGCACCGAGCCCUACAUCGUCGCCCACAACUUCAUCUUAGCUCAUGCAACGGUUUCAGACAUUUACAGAAGGAAUUAUAAGGCUACUCAGAAUGGGGAGCUUGGAAUAGCAUUUGACGUCAUGUGGUUCGAGCCGAUGACAAAUACUACAAUUGACAUUGAGGCUGCCAAAAGAGGGCAAGAGUUUCAACUAGGAUGGUUUGCGGAUCCAUUCUUCUUCGGUGAUUACCCGGCGUCCAUGAGAUCACGGGUUGGGGACAGGCUCCCCAAGUUCACAGAAGACGAGGCUGCCCUUGUCAAGGGAGCUCUCGACUUUGUGGGCAUAAACCACUACACCACUUACUACACCAAGCAUAACAGCACCAACAUCAUCGGCCGCCUGCUGCACAACACUCUGGCGGACACCGGAACCAUCAGCCUCCCUUUCAGGAACGGGAAACCGAUCGGUGACAGGGCCAAUUCGAUAUGGCUGUACAUUGUGCCCAGCGGGAUGAGGAGCCUGAUGAACUACGUCAAGGAAAGGUACAAUAACCCACCAAUCUACAUAACCGAAAACGGGAUGGAUGACGGCAAUGGCCCUUUCACCUCCAUCAAGGACGCGCUCAAGGACAGCAAGCGGAUCAAGUACCACAACGACUACCUCACCAACCUCGCCGCCUCCAUAAAGGAGGACGGAUGCGACGUCCGCGGGUACUUCGCGUGGUCGCUGCUGGACAACUGGGAGUGGACGGCCGGGUACUCCUCCAGGUUCGGGCUCUACUUCGUGGACUACAAGGACAACCUCAAGAGAUACCCCAAGAGCUCGGUGCAGUGGUUCAAGGCCCUGCUGAGCUCUAAGUAGUAGCUGAGGGCUGGAUGUACAUUGCUUCGUCUCGCAUAGCCAUUUCUUCUUCAGGCCAGGCCAUCAGAUCGUGUAGACAAAAUGUGUUAGUGCUGGACCCAUUUUAAUUCAGAGAGGAAAUAUACACAUACAGAAUCACAAAAGAAUGAUCUGAUGAACAGCGAGCGAGUGCACACACGCUGUGGUAGGAAAAAGGACAAAUCUGGCAAGCGGAGGAGGCUGUGCCGAACGCGAUCCCAAGGGAAGCUGACCCUCGUCGCUUCGUGAGCUCGCGGCCGCCGCAGCCAGGGAAGAUACUGCGGCCUCAACGCCGAGUCCACGCGUCCCCCGCUCUCUUGUCUCUGUACCAUCCAUGAGGACGAUGACUGCGCGAGCGAUGUGGACUCCAGGGGACCUGCCGAAUGGACACCUAUGGAUUGUACUCCUAAAUCUGUAGAGAGAUGUCAAAGAGACCCUCCAAUUAUUUUUUAUCUGA
Messenger RNA from Panicum virgatum (switchgrass), 2068 nucleotides. RefSeq names its product beta-glucosidase 6. Gene Ontology annotation, biological process: carbohydrate metabolic process. Gene Ontology annotation, molecular function: beta-glucosidase activity. The transcript has 13 exons. The coding region runs from base 37 to 1593 and encodes 518 amino acids. NCBI's taxonomy places the organism in Eukaryota, Viridiplantae, Streptophyta, Magnoliopsida, Poales, Poaceae. The record is from RefSeq and is a predicted model, not a curated record.